AUGGUGGGCUCUGCGGUCGUAAGGCGGCUUGAGAGACGUGGUGAUCUGGCAGAAAUCAUCACGGCGAGCCGUGCAGAUGUGGAUUUGAUGCGGCAGGAUGCCGUCGCCCAUUUCGUCGCGGAAGCGAGGCCAGACGUCAUCAUUAUGGCGGCGGCCGUUGUCGGCGGAAUUUUGGCGAAUGACAGCUAUCCGGUCGAAUUCUUGUAUGACAAUCUAAUGAUUCAGAACAAUGUCAUUCACAGCGCGGCGGCAAAUGACGUUGGCAAACUUGUCUUGCUCGGAUCGUCUUGUAUUUAUCCGAAACAUGCUGAUCAGCCGAUUUCAGAGGAAUCGCUGCUCACGGGUCCGCUGGAGCCAACGAACCAGUGGUAUGCGAUCGCAAAGAUCGCGGGCAUCAAGCUUUGCGAGGCGCACCGCAAGCAGUAUGGCCGCGAUUUCAUUUCUCUGAUGCCGACGAACCUGUAUGGACCUGGCGACAACUACUCACUUGAAACAGGCCAUGUGAUACCGGCUCUCCUGCGAAAGGCACACAUGGCCAAGAUCGCUGGAAAGUCCGAGAUGGAGGUCUGGGGUAGCGGGCGCCCGCGCCGUGAGUUCAUGCAUGUAGAUGAUCUUGCCGACGCGAUCGUGUUUCUGACGGAGCAUUACAGUGCCGGUGAACAGAUCAACGUUGGUGUUGAAUACGACGUCACCAUCGCGGAGCUUGCCCGCACGAUUUGCGAUGUUGUCGGAUUUGAAGGUGAGCUUCGUUUCGAUACUAGCAAGCCGGAUGGCACACCGCGCAAACUCAUGGACUCGUCUCGUUUGGCCACGCUCGGCUGGCAGCCUCAGAUUGCGCUUGAGGCAGGUUUGGCUUCGACGUAUGAGGCCGCUCAAGUGGAGUUCUCCACUGAAUCGUGA
Molecule: messenger RNA, 900 nt
Organism: Effrenium voratum
Lineage: Eukaryota; Dinophyceae; Suessiales; Symbiodiniaceae
Source: the annotation of a GenBank genome assembly